Molecule: messenger RNA, 2052 nt
Organism: Priceomyces carsonii
Lineage: Eukaryota; Fungi; Ascomycota; Pichiomycetes; Serinales; Debaryomycetaceae
Exons: 1
Coding region: 1-2052 (683 amino acids)
Source: RefSeq, a predicted model, not a curated record
AUGAUUUCACGAAGCUUCUAUUCCGUUUUAUGUGCAUCGGCAUUCAUUUUGAAUUUAGCCAGUUCAGACACUAGCGGCUGUGUUCCUAGUUCAAUCAAUGGCCAAGGAUUUGAUGUGACGUUCUAUCACUAUGCUCAUUACAGCAAAAGCGGUUGGGAUGCUGACUUUUUCACUUCCGGAUAUUCUACAACUGGGGUAGUUGGUACCGUUAAUCUGGUUACCGAUAUAAAUUCUGUGAAUGUUCCAGGAAGUGGAGUUGUUGCGGGAGAAAUAUUCGGUUUCCCUAUAACUGUAUCGAACUUCACUGCAGAAUUGCAAGGGUACUUCGAAGCAACUGAGUCAGGAACUUACACUUUCGAUUUAAUGUCAGACGAUGGUGCUACGUUACAAUUUGGAAGCGGGGCUUCCUGUUGCAACGACCCUGGAGCAAGUAUUUCAGGAAAUUUUUCAAUUAAUACUUUAGGAACUUUUACCGAUAAUGGAUACGCAGACGGAACUGAGAGUGCGCUGUUCCAAUUGGAAAAAGGCGUCUAUUACCCUAUCAAAAUAGUAUGGUUCAACUGGGACGAUCGUUAUGAACUCAAUUUGCAGAUCACGACACCAUCUGGAGAUGUAAUUACAACUUUUGAUGAUAUAUACCAGCUUACCUUUUCAGAUGGCGAGUGUCCUGCGACAUCAAGCAGCUCAGCAGCUCCUUCUAGCUCAGCAGCUCCUUCUAGCUCGGCAGCUCCUUCUAGCUCGGCAGCUCCUUCUAGCUCUGAGGAACCAUCCAGUUCAGCAGUUCCAUCAAGCUCCGAGGAACCAUCAAGUUCAGCAGUUCCAUCAAGCUCUGAGGAACCAUUCAGUUCAGCAGUUCCAUCAAGCUCUGAGGAGCCAUCAAGUUCAGCAGUUCCAUCAAGCUCUGAAGAACCGUCUCAAUCGAUCCUUCCUAACUCGGAAACCGUAUCUAGUUCAGCAGCUCCAUCAAGCUCUGAGGAGCCAUUCAGUUCAGCAGUUCCAUCAAGUUCCGCAGCUCCUUCUAGCUCGUCAGCUCCUUCUAGCUCAGCAGUUCCAUCAAGCUCUGAGGAGCCAUUCAGUUCAGCAGUUCCAUCAAGUUCCGCAGCUCCUUCUAGCUCAGCAGUUCCAUCAAGCUCUGAGGAACCAUCAAGUUCAGCAGUUCCAUCAAGCUCUGAGGAGCCAUUCAGUUCAGCAGUUCCAUCAAGUUCCGCCGCUCCUUCUAGCUCGUCAGCUCCUUCUAGCUCUGAAUUUACAGUUAGCUCUGGAGAGAGUACCAGUUCUGCCGCUACUUCAAGUCCUGAAUCUUCGGUUUAUUCUGAUUCUACAGCACAAUUAAGUUCAAUCACAUCAGAAACUCCCUCGUCUCUUCUGACUGUUACUGAUACUGUUGCUAGUACCACAGUAAUUACGAUAACUUCAUGCUCUGAUCACAAAUGUUCAGAAGUACCUGUUACUACUGGCUUGACAACUGUGACUAACUCUGAGACUACGUAUGUUACAUAUUGUCCCAUUAGUGGUUCAAGCGAGAGUUCAGUGAAUUUUGGAUCGACAGAAACCCAAAUUCAGACUACAGUUGUUACCGUUACUUCCUGCUCCGACGAUAUGUGCUCUACAGUACCAGUCACCACUGGCCUCACCACUGUAACUAAUGGUGAGAGUAGUUUUGUGACUUACUGUCCAUUAAGUGAGAGCUCUACAGCAUCAAAAUCUGACGAAUCAGAGAUUGAGACUACUGUCAUUACCGUGACAUCAUGUUCUGACAAUAGUUGCAAAGAAACUCCGGUUACAACUGGUCUCACAACAGUCACUGCGGCAGAAUCGACAUUCGUCACAUACUGUCCAACCUCAGCUUCAUCAGAAGCCUCAAACACUGCAGUCUCAACCAAAAUAACAAGUGAGGCAAUUAGUACGCAAACCGCACAGUCCACUGUUGCAGGUGAGUCAAUUUACCCACUGACCUCCGCUUCAGUUUUCACUAUGUCUGAAGGAGGCGCUGUAACAAUGACUUUCUCAUUUGGCGCUAUCUUGUUAGGUUUCAUUGCCCUUUUCUAUUAA